UGAGAGUGCCGUACUGCUGCUCUCUCAUCAGCACCCGGAGGAGGCGGAGGAGUGCAUCGUCACAUCAAUUUUCCAUCAGCUUCAUCUGCGAAAACACAGCCCCUAAUUUUCAACACGCAGCUACGUUAAAAUUACAAUCAUGGAUAACUCUGGAAAGGAAAAAGAGGCCAUCCAGCUGAUGGCUGAGGCGGACAAAAAAGUCAAGUCGUCUGGAUCUUUUCUAGGAGGGAUGUUCGGAGGAAACCACAAGGUAGAGGAUGCGUGUGAGAUUUAUGCAAGAGCUGCCAACAUGUUUAAAAUGGCAAAGAACUGGAGUGCUGCAGGCAAUGCUUUCUGCCAGGCUGCAAAACUUCAUAUGCAAAUGCAGAACAAACUGGAUGCUGCAACCAGCUUUGUUGAUGCUGGCAACGCAUACAAGAAGGCUGAUCCCCAAGAGGCUAUCAACUGCUUAAAUGCAGCCAUCGACAUAUAUACUGACAUGGGAAGAUUUACAAUUGCAGCCAAGCACCACGUGACCAUUGCAGAAAUAUACGAGUCUGAGCUGGUGGAUAUCGAAAAGGCAAUUGCCCAUUAUGAGCAGGCAGCUGACUAUUAUAAAGGGGAGGAAUCGAACAGCUCUGCCAACAAAUGUCUCCUGAAAGUUGGCUUUUACUGUGCACAGCUGGAACAGUAUCCAAAAGCCAUUGAAAUCUUUGAGCAGGUUGCAACUAGUACAAUGGAUAAUCCACUUCUAAAGUACAACGCAAAAGAGUACUUCUGGAAGGCUUCACUGUGCCACUUCAUUGUGGAUGAAUUGAAUGCAAAGCUGGCUAUAGAGAAGUAUGAGAGCAUGUUUCCUGCAUUCUCAGACUCAAGAGAAUGUAAACUUCUGAAAAAACUACUGGAAGCGUACGAAGAGCAAAACAGCGAGGCCUUCACUGAGGCUGUGAAAGAGUUUGACUCAAUCUCCCGUCUGGAUCAGUGGCAGACCACCAUGUUACUCCGCAUCAAAAAGACGAUCCAAGGAGAUAGUGGUGACCUGAAAUAAAUUGUUAGUAACACCGUGGCACAUUUCCCUGCUCAUUUUUCUGUAUUAUUGUGACAAUCUGGUUGAACACUUCUGUAGUGAUGCUAGCGACAAUACGUGCCCCGGUGCCAGUCUUUUAGUUCACAGCUGGAUGGUUUGUGUAAUAAGACUAGCAUUCAGGACACUAGAUUCACAUACUUUGUCAGUAUUGUCGGUAUUAAAACAUUAUCCCUGAGCUUCUAUUUAAUGACUAGUGUUGUAUUUUAACCCUUUAGUGCACAGAUAAUGCAUAUUAACCACAUUCAUUAUUGUGUGGCAUGAAAAAAAUGAUCAGAGAAUAAAUGUGUACCUGUAUGUUCUGUAAAUUCAUUGUAACGUCAUCACUGGCAUUGUCCUGCAUGAUAAAUGUUCAUAUUUCUGUAUGUGGUUCAUGCUUGUGCACUUUAUUUUAAAAUCACGGUUAUGUAAGUUUUAUUUCAGAAAAAAAAAUGUAUUGCUUUUAUUUAGUUUAAGCCAUUUAGUAGCACUUAUGUUAUAAGUAAAUAUUGGCAUUUGUAUAUGAACUAAGAUUACAUGUUACAUAUCACUGGAACACUGUGUUGCUCAUAAAUAUAAAUCAUU
Messenger RNA from Tachysurus fulvidraco (yellow catfish), 1627 nucleotides. RefSeq names its product N-ethylmaleimide-sensitive factor attachment protein, beta a (gene napba). The coding region runs from base 140 to 1027 and encodes 295 amino acids. NCBI's taxonomy places the organism in Eukaryota, Metazoa, Chordata, Actinopteri, Siluriformes, Bagridae. Gene Ontology annotation, cellular component: vacuolar membrane; synaptobrevin 2-SNAP-25-syntaxin-1a complex; terminal bouton. The record is from RefSeq and is a predicted model, not a curated record. Gene Ontology annotation, biological process: SNARE complex disassembly; synaptic transmission, glutamatergic; regulation of synaptic vesicle priming. Gene Ontology annotation, molecular function: syntaxin binding; soluble NSF attachment protein activity. The transcript is spliced from 11 exons.